Messenger RNA from Cuscuta campestris, 3067 nucleotides. The record is from the annotation of a GenBank genome assembly. Lineage: Eukaryota; Viridiplantae; Streptophyta; Magnoliopsida; Solanales; Convolvulaceae.
GAAGACGAUCAUGGGAGAUAUGGAGGAAGGUGCAAAUGUUCAACGACCACCUCUGUUGAGAGGACCAAACUAUAACUUUUGGAAAGGACGUAUGAGAGCGUUCUUGAAAUCACAAGGCGGAAGAGUAUGGAGAAUCAUAAAAACUGGGUGGACAGAGCCAACGGAAACAGAUGCAGAAGGUGUGAAAGUGAUCAAAACUUUCGAAAAAUACUCAAAGGAAGAAGCCCAAGAUGCUGAAUGCAACGACAGAGCACUAAAUGCAUUAUUUGGGGCUGUUGAUAGUUCACAAUAUAGGCUCAUCUCAAACUGCACUGAGGCCAAGAAAGCCUGGGAAAUUCUCGAAACUACACAUGAAGGGGACGAGAGAGUCAAGACAGCAAAAAUCCAGAUUCUUAUGACUAAAUAUGAAAGCCUGCGUAUCGAUGAUAAAGAAAGGAUAGCUGAUUUUCAUGGAAGAGUAAGGGAGCUGGCAAACGAAGCUGAAAAUCUGAAGCGUCCAUUCACCGAAGACAGUUUAGUUUUGAAAGUGUUGAGAGCUCUACCAGAAUCCUAUGCAAUGGAUGCCAAAGCAAUUCGUCAGGCACAUGAUAUCAAGAAUAUGACUUUAGAUCAACUUAUGGGGAAUCUAGAGACUAUUGAACUGCAAAUGAAUGAAGAGAUCAAACGGAAAAAGAAUGAAAAGUCAAUUGCUUUUCACAGCCUGGCUGACGAAGAGGAUAAUGAGGAUGAUACUGCACAGGAUGAAGAUUUUCAAGAGCAACUGUCACUUUUCACUAAACAGUUCAAAAAUCAAUGGAUACAAAAGAAAGGGAAGAACAACAUCCAGGGUGAUUCCUCCAAAGGAAUACAAUUCAGAAGUGCACGACCAAGGGAGACAAAACCUUCAAAUGAUGAUUUCAGGAAAAAGGGGCCGCAGUGUUUUGAAUGUGGAGGUUUUGGUCAUAUCCAAUCUGAAUGUGCUAAUAAUCUCAAAAAGAAGAGGCAAGCGUUCAUGUCAACAUGGAGUGAUGAUGAGGAAGAAACUGAAGAUGUUAUGGGGAAUAGCAAUUGUGCGUUUGUCACCCAGUAUGAAGAAGAAAAUGUUGAGGAUGCAGCUGAACAACUCUCAGUACUCCAAGAGAAGUGGACAGAGCUUCUUCUUAUUCAUAGAAAGAACAUUUUAGAAAAGAAUCAACUGGCAGCAGAAGUUGAUGAUCUUCGAAAGAAACUGGAUGAAGUCAAGCAGCAGCUGAACCAAACUGAAGGAGAGAAGUCUGAUCUGAAAUAUGAACUCACUCAACUUAAAAGCUAUCAAAAGUGGAUGAAGAGUGCAGGAGCUGAAAAGAUCGAGGAGAUGGUGAGCACGUCAAAAUUCUAUGGGGACAGAUCUGGAAUUGGACACAUAGCAUCUGAAGGCAGUAAGACUCCACUGGACCUGUUCACAAACGAAUUAAGGGACUUCACCAAAGAACCAGAUACAAAGGAGUUUCCUCAACACAACUCAAGCAAGGGCAAGGAGAAAGUGAUUCAGCAUUCCGACUAUCAUAGAUUGAAGAAUCCCCUCAAAAAGCGAAAUGCAAUUUUAUUGAAGAAAUUUGCACAAGCUCGAGCAAAGCUGCAGACCAAAAUUUCCUCAGAAGAAGACCAUAGGGCAUCGUCACCACUUCUACCAGAUGAAAACUCAAAGCCAAAUCCUCCGCAUGCAGGAUCUCACGAAGCACAACUUGAUGAAGCACCUCUUAAACCGGAUCUGCCAACCGUGUUCUAUUUGGAAUACAAGACAGAUGAGAAAUCUCAAAGGAUGCAAUCUACUCCAGAUGAAAUUGACAAAGCAGAUGAGAAAAAUCGUUCAGAUUCCAAGCAACAGGAUGAGCCAUGCAAAACCACACCAAGUGAACCGUGCCAGACUGAAAUUGGUGGAGAUGACGAGGAGUUUCUGGAUUUGUUGGAUGAAGAACCUUUGAUGGCUAUUUCAGAAGUUCCAUUCCAUACGUCGGCCAUCACAGUCAAUUCCUCCAAGAAUCAGAAAGAAAAAGUCAAGGUAUCAGUUCCCAAUCCAGUUCGCUGGUCCAAACGCAAAAUGGCAUCAGAAAUCCACACACCUGAAGCAUCAUCACCCCCCUCCAAAAAGGUCAAAAACAGCCUCAAGAAGCAAACCUCCAACUCCAAGACACCUCAGACAAGAACGAAGAAACAACAGAACAAUCUUCCAGGAAAGUCCCCUGAUAUUAUUUUUCUCUCUUCAAAUGCUAAGUCAUUUAUGAAUCUGAUUGAGAAAAAGCACAUCAUUCCCCAGCGGAAUAUUGAUGUUGAUGAUUUUAGUUUGAAAACCAAUCUCUUGCCUCUGUUGAAAGAUAGAAAACUAUUGCAAUCUGUAACCCUGCCUGGGUCAUAUGUCAAGCAAGUUAUCCGUGAAUUUUACUGCAAUAUAAAUGAGAGUUUUGUUAAUCCUGGUACUGAGAAUUUUGAGAAGGUGUUUGUGCGAGGGAAGCACUAUGAUUUCUCACCUGCAGCAGUGAACGAAUUCUUGGGUACACUUGAUGAACAGGAUGUGCACAUAGGGGAAGCUACUAUGUGGAGAGAACUGACACAUGGUACAAGGAAUAGUCAACACCCCUCAAACAAAGUCCCCUCAUCUAUCUUGAACAGCUCCUACUCCAUUCUCUUACGCGUUGCAGCAUGUCACUGGCUUGCUACCACACAUACAAAUACUAUCACCAAGGCCAUGGGGAUGCUUCUCUACAAGAUCAAAAAUGACAUCCCACUCAACCUCGGGAAGCUAAUUAUGCUUGUUUCCCAGGGAUAUGUCAAAGUUGCUGCUGACAAGGAGGAGCCACCAGAGCCACUACUGCAGGUCGACUACAGGCACUUUGAACGCAAUCACUUCAAUGACAUGGAGUCCACUCCAAGCUCUUCUAAGCAAGGAGUGUCCGCUGUGCUCAAAUAUCUGGAUGCCAAGCUACAAGCAAACCAGGAAGAGAUGACCAUAAUACAGGCAAAACAAACAGCACAUAACUGGCACUCUAUUUCUGGAGGAGCACUUAUCUGGAGGAGCACAUAACUGACAAAACAAACAGCACUUAUCUGG